GAGAGGAUGGGAAUGUGUAGGGAAGGAACAUGGGAUGGGAAAGAGAAGCUCUGGGGGCAGGAUGUGAUGGGCAGAGGGAUCAGAAAUGAGAUAAAGGGAGAUGGAAGGGCAAAGGGAAAUGGAAUAGGGGCAGAAGAGAGGAGGGAUCUGAGCAUCCAGGAAAGGAAAGGAGAUACAUCUGGAGCAGAUGAUCUCUGAGGAUGCUUGAGUGGGAGUGGGAAGGAUCAGGCCAUGCAAAACAGGGAGUGGAGGGGGUCUGAGGAUGCCAAGAGGGAAGCAGCGGGAUCAGAACUGCAGGUCAGGUGGGAACAGAGUGUGGCUGUGCACCUCUGUGGGCCUUUCUGUGCUUCCUGGGCUCUCCCCGUGUGUUUUGGGGAGCCCUGGACCCCUCGGUGUGCUCCCUCUGCACCCUGGCUGUCCCUUAGAGGGUAUCCCAACCCCUGGUGUCCAUUUUGGGGUAACCCCACCUCUUGGUUUUUUUGUGCCAUGCCCAGGCCCCAGCGCUGCCUUUGGGUGCCUGUGGCCCCUGGCUGUGCCUGUUUGGGCUCCCCACAGCCCUCAAGGAGCCUUUUGGGGUGCACAGAGCCUCUCCAUGGGAUUUUCUGUGUCGCAGAGCCCUGGGUGUGCCUUUGGGCUCCUCUGCACACCCCAGAGUGCGUGAGCUUUGCCUGGGCUUUACAGGGUGGGGUGUAGUGCAUCCUCAGCCCUCUGGCUGUGCCCUGGACUACCCCAGACCCCGGGAUAGGUAUCAGGAACACUCCCCUGGAGGGCUGAAGGGUUUCAUCCCUUCUGAUGGGGCAGAACUGGCUCAGCCACACUCAGGGAGAGGCAGAGUCAGGUCUUAGAAGGGGCACAAACCAUCAGAGACCCUGAAGGGCGCACAGACUCAUUUCUGGGCCUUCCACCAGAGGACUGGGCAUGACCCCAGUGUUACAUCAGACAGUGUAAAACUCCUGACCCCAGGGAAGGUACCUGGGUGUUCCCACCGAGCCUGAGCCUGUAUUAACCUACUGAACUUUGUGUUUUUGGACCCCACCCCUGAUGGAUCCAGACUGUGACCAUCACUUUGACCAUGGACACCGAAAUUGCAACAACCAAGUCUUGUCACUGAGCUUGUCACUCAUGGGUGGUGAGACCUUUCCUCUCCACUCUCUACUCUUAAUCUUUCUUUUUUUUCUUUCUUUUCCUUAUGUAUUUUCUAAAGUGUUAUUUUUAUACUUUUAUAUUGGUAUAUCUCUAAAGGAAAUAACCAAAAUGGCCACAUAGGUGAGUUCCAUUGCAACCAAAGUGUUAAAAUAAAUGUGACAUAUAUAUAAAUAUGUAUGUAUAUAUGUAUAUAAACACCAAUCAUUCAACGUCCUUUCACUCUCAUCCAUUCCAAGGGUGCCUCAAGAGCCUGGGUUAUCCCACCUCAGAGAUGGCUCGGAACAGCUCCAUCAGUUCUCCCCCACCUCACAGCAGCUCUGUGCCCACACAACAGGAUGGGCAAUUUUCCACAACCUUCCAUUGCCUCGAGGUUUGUCUUGUAGCGAGGGGCCCAAAACAACCACAGUACUCGAGGUAGGGCCUCCCCAGUGCUGGAAGCAUGAAACAGGGAAGAAAAUGCAAAGCUUCAAAUGUGACAGGGCCUGUGGUGCAGAUGCAGAAUGCGAGUGCAGUCCUGCAGUUUGUGUUGCUGUGGCAUUGAGAGGAACGUGGAGCAGGGCAUGGUCUCGUUUUUCUGCUUGAUACCCAACAACCCCUACCAAGGAAUACUCCAUACACUGGGACCACAGAGAACAGGAGGUUUGACCACGAUCCCACCCACAGCACUUAGCAUGGUCGUGGUUGAUAAGGUAUGAAAUGUACCCCAAUUUUGUACCUACCUAGGGGAUGAGAGUUCAACCUGGAAUUUGGAGGGACAAUUUGAUGGGGUUGUCCCCUUCAUCCUGCCCAGAAGGGAUGUCCUUGGGUAGUCCCCUUUCCCCUUCCCAGAAGGGAUACCCCUGGGUAAAUUCCUGGGUAAAGCCACGUCGAGUUUUUUGACACAGGAAAUGAAUCUAUGAUGGCGAUGGCAUUGUUGGAGCUCUCUGGGACUGUGCUGCAGGUUUGUUUUCUUUAUGCCCAGCAUAGGAAUGGAUCUGGUUCAGGGUAACUGGGAUCCCCGUAACUGGUAAUCACUUAGCCAGUUAACUGGGAUCAGUUACCCUGUGUGUCACAUUCAGUGAACCCUGCUCUGGGUGAACCCCACCAGAACUACACUUCAUGGACUAUUUGUGCAUCCAACAUCAGCCCUGUGGCUGUUUUUGCAAUAACCUAUUGUGGUACAUCCUCCUCCCCCUGCUCUAUGGGAGCUCCUGAUAAGCACCUGAUAAGGUGAAGUAUCCCCUGACCGUACCAGGAACUCCUGAGUGCAACAGGAACAGCAGCUGCCUGUCCAAGGUGGGGAACAAAGGAUAAUCAGGCAUUCCCUGACAGCCUUGGAACAGUCCCUACAUAAGUCAGAGCCUGAGUGGAACGGCACCAUUGGUGCUGGAGUUUUGAAAACAAUUUCCAGAUGUUUCAGAUAACUUUGAUUCUGGCCAUGAUGGAAACUUACUGAUGACUGAAGCCAGUCAUCUCCUGACCCUGCAAACACCAGUGCCUUGGAGGUCUCCUGUGCUGCAGCUCCGUGCCUGUGUAGGAAUGAGGGCCACAACCUAAGGGAUUUCCAUGGGAUAUGUGGUGAUGGGAGUACCUGGGUGUGAUCGCCUGCGGAGGGGGUGAUGGGUUAUCAGGCAGAGGCCUAUCCUUGGAAUCUGCCAGGUGGAAGAGGGAGUGAUGCUCAGGUGUCACGUUCUGUUCUGCCCUUGCCAAGACCCAGAGCCUUUGUAAUCUCUCUCAUUAUGACUCUUGAUAUCCCUCAUUUACAGAUAAAUUGGCUGCUCCUCCCUCCUCCCCAAAGCGGGGACACCCCUUAUCAAAGAUUUGUGUCUCCAGCUGCAUCAAAGAAUUCCUGGGAACAUUUGUCUUGUGCAGCUUUUGCAGGUCAGUGCAUUUAUCACUCUCAGUCUAACAAGAGUCUGUAACCCGCUGCUCCAGUAAACUGCACUGUUGGUGAAUCUGUGUUUGUGAAAGUUCCCACUGGAUGUGACCACACCUGCCAGGUGGAACUGGCUCCUAUCAGGAAUUCAGCCCUGCUGCCUGCAGCCCGUCUGAUCCCUCAGGACCAGCUGGGACACUAGGUUUGUUUUCUGCCAAAUUUCUAACUUGUAACACAGCAAUUCCCAGUGUCCGUGUAAAUCAUUCUGAAUUGAUUUCCAUCCGAUUUUCCCAUGUGCUUCACCAGCGGUUGUGGGAGACUUGUCGGGAAGGGCAGUGGCUGGGUGGGCCAGCCCCUCAAAAUGAUAAGUACAGCCUCCUAGCACUGUAGGGUGAAGCCUGGGGGCAGGGGCGUGUCUGUGUGUGGCUCUGCACCCCUCGGUGAUGCAUGUGAGGUCACAAUGGGGCGUUCUGCUUCCAUGGAACCGUAACACCCACUUCCCUGAGAGCCAGAGACCAGCCCAGCUGUGGUGCCCCGCUGUACCAACAGGUCCCCCCGUCCUGGGGCCGUGGUGGGAUGGACAGGAGGAGAGGAAGAAGUCGGGCAGGAGGAGCCGCAGCCACGACAGAGGUUUACCCUAGCUUCCUCCUCGCGCUGUCUCCGGACCUUGUGUACUUCCACAAAGAUGAAAUCACUAAAGUUUGGGAUUGUGUGUCUGAAUGCUAUCGCCAAGACCUGCUGCUGAAGAAGAGAGUUGGGCUGAUGGGCCUGGGUACCAUACACAUUAUGAAAAGACCCAUCUGGCAUGGAGAAGGGGAAGGCUUCAUGGUGGACAGUCUGGAGUUUGAUCUGAACAAGCCGUUGCUGGUGGGGAAGAAGCUCCUCUGUGGGAACAGCCCUGUGCCUGGGCUCUCCAAGACCAAUGAGUUGGUCUGCGCUGAGGUGUCCUUGCGCCUGCACAAGCCCAAGGCCACCAUCAUGAUGUGCAUUGAGGCCACUUUAAAGAUCUGUGUGUGGGCCUUGGCCAGUGGCCAGAACUUCGACUUUGUGUUCAAGGACAUUGGCGUCCUGGUCUGCCGGGGAAGCCACGUAGCCAUGAGGUUCUUUGAAGGCUUGAUCCGAGAGGUGGCUCAGUCGGAGCACCUGGCAGAGGGUUUGCUCCAGUCCCCAAAUCUGAAGCCAUUAUUCAUAGACCACACAGAAGAGGACAUUUCCCAGAUUCCUCCUGGAGGUGUCCUUGUGUUGCCGCACUUUGUGCAGGCAGAUGGGAAGUCCCAGCCACAUCCUGUAAGCGCUUCCCUACUAGGCAGUGGAACCACAAGCAAAACCAACACCAAGCGCCGAACAACUCCAGGGAACCCUCCCAGCCAACACCUCCUUCUUCGUCCGCGUCUUUCUCCAAGUCGGAUAUGUGACGUGAAAGUGAAGGGAAGAGAAAAGAAAAAGGUUGAUGGUGGAGUGCAGAGAGGGAGUUUGCUGCCUCCAAUUGAGAACUCUGGGAAGAAGGGCAGAGCCACCGAGGGGAUGGAAGCACCCAAAGCUGGGCUGGCAGCUCCCACCAGGCAGGGCAGACGUGUCCAGCUUCCACCCCUGGCAGAGCAGAGGAGUCUGAGGAAGGCUGCUGCCUCCUAUCCUGGAGGAUUUGAAAGGCUAAGGAAGGAGAGAGUGGCUGCUGUAGCAGGAGUGGCUGCUGCUCUGUCCCCAGAGAGAAAGGAGGAGAAGACACCGUUCCCUCGUGGGGGGAGACCACAGCCAAGGACCCCACGAGCAAAACAGGUCCUGCUAAAUCUGAAGCCAUACAAAGUUGCCCGGGAGCAGUGCAAGAAGGCCUUGCAGAUCAACUUGUUACGGAAAUGGUCCUACGACAAUUUCCUUGCUCCUGAUUCUGAGUUUGGUGAAGCAGCUGGAGCUCCACAAACAGAGAACAGUGGAACUGAGACAUGGGGGCAGCCACAUGACACCACGGAACAAGGAAUACCACAUGACACCACGGAAAAAGAAAUAAAGACCUAGAAAUC
Molecule: messenger RNA, 5019 nt
Organism: Corvus hawaiiensis (hawaiian crow)
Lineage: Eukaryota; Metazoa; Chordata; Aves; Passeriformes; Corvidae
Exons: 11
Coding region: 3578-5014 (478 amino acids)
Cellular component (GO): centrosome
Source: RefSeq, a predicted model, not a curated record